Hypoxylon fragiforme is the source of this 635-nucleotide messenger RNA. RefSeq lists its product as uncharacterized. The transcript has a single exon. Bases 101 to 508 code for a protein of 135 amino acids. NCBI's taxonomy places the organism in Eukaryota, Fungi, Ascomycota, Sordariomycetes, Xylariales, Hypoxylaceae. The record is from RefSeq and is a predicted model, not a curated record.
AGCGUAACUACAUGUAACUACCUGGUCCUAACUUUGAAUUCUUUCUGGAAAUACUACAUACAUACUAGUAGUAGUAACUUUGACAAUUGUUUCGGGCACAAUGACCUUAAUCAAGUUACCGUUUGCCAUACAUGCCCUCAUCGAGACAGCUGCAGCUUUCUCAUUCAUCCUCAAUCCGGAUAAGCAGCUCCCCGGAUGCAACGAGGCAGCAAAGCUCAUCUUACGACAGUAUGGUGGCUUAUUGCUGUCGACGAAUUUAGUUUGCCUUGGAAUUCUGAUCGAGCCUGGCUUCACUAACAGGACCCGUCUGUUCGCCGCCGCCCUGGGUUCAUACCACAUCUGGCCCUGCUAUAGAGCCUAUGCUCGUAUUCGCUACAAUAUGGACGCGCCGAUCAAGGGGAAACCUCCUUUGGGUGGCCCUUCAUUCCAUUUGGCUGUGCAUCUAGUCUGCUUGAUGCUGUUCUCAUGGACCGUCGCAUCUCCUGAAAUGUUACCGGAAGCAAUUUGACCAUUGGGCACCAUUGAAUUAUUGCAAAGUGGCAAUAUCAUCAUUUGAGAGUUUUCAAUGUUCACGAAGCAAGCUCCCGAGGUGUAACGCAGCAUGAUCAAAAUAGGGGAUGUAUUUCAUAGUCUAC